CCCCUCUUCAUCCCAUUUUAUCCGUCCCAUCCAUGAUGCUGUCAUCAGGUAAUCAUAAACACAAAGGUCAUAUUGCUUGCGGAAGCCAAGGUAGAAGUAGAAGUAGAUAUAAAAAGACACAAGAGAGCAGCACCAUUCGCACCUUAGGCACAGCCACUGUCGGUGAACAACAACAGCCAAUCGACUCUGCACAGAAAUUUUGUAACACAAUCCAAGUAUUGAUUCAAGAACGCUAUCAACAGGCUUUGACUUACUGCGCGUCAGCUAAGCAUGCGACCUGCCAUCAGAUUUACCGUAAUUGGCACUCAGAGGAUAUGCAACGGAAAGAGAUUGUUGUCACUUCCCCCUUUGCUUUUAAUAAGCCUAGCGUUAAUGAUGAAAUGAAGCGAUAUCUGGUUGCGUAUCCUGCUGAAAAAUACGCUCUCGAUCGUCUGAAUGACUUUUCUCCGAUCGUAAAUCCAUAUUUCAAUAUGUUGGGAAUCUUUUUCUGCACCACUCCUGCCUUGGAUGAGCGGCCGGCUCCUUCUUCUCCCUAUGGUAAGAUCCGAUUUCAAGUGUCCUUUACAGACCUUCAACAAGCCAUGUUCCCAGUGUUUCGAUUAUUCUUCGCAGAUCAUUACCGCGUGAAAGAAGAUUGGUAUAUCCAAUUGGUCGUAGUACCACAAUGGAACCGCCGAUUAGAGGAACAAUGUCAGCUUCAAGGCCUGAUCGAGUUGGAUGUCAAUUCCAACCCAUUCUUCUAUUGCUCCUCCUCCUCCUCUUCUUCUUCCCCUUCAGCAGUAGCAUUGUCAUCGUCUGCUAGUGUCAACAAGGACACGAAGAACGAAUAUCGCACUUGCAUUGCUCCUAAGCUUUGGAUCGAACUUUUAGUUGGAUGCGAUGUCAUCUGCACUUCGUCUCUAGGCAAUAUUGUCAGUAGUCAGCUACAUGCUAGAGUGCGAAAGACUAGAAACUUUAUGACAGAUCAAGAGCAACGUAUAAAAUACGCUACCAUUUUGAAAGCACUCUCCAAGGAUCUGGAUCACGCUGCUGAUGAAUUACUACAACUACAACAACAACAACAACAACAACAACAACAACAGCAGCAGCAGCCACAGAACAUGAAUGUGAAGAUAUCAGAGUUGACAAUCCAAUUAGCUUUUCUAAGGACAUGUCUCUGUACCUUACAAUCCGCCAAUAGAUGAAAAAAUAAAAAACCGAAUUGAGA
Molecule: messenger RNA, 1207 nt
Organism: Lobosporangium transversale
Lineage: Eukaryota; Fungi; Mortierellomycota; Mortierellomycetes; Mortierellales; Mortierellaceae
Exons: 1
Coding region: 33-1184 (383 amino acids)
Source: RefSeq, a predicted model, not a curated record